GGAAGAUUUAGAAGUAUUUUUUUUGGGAUCAGUGUCUAUAGGAAGAAGACAGGCAAAGUGACCUCAGUCUUCAUCCCUUCCUAUCUUAAGACUAAAAGAGUAACUGAACUUUUCCCAAGAUGUCCAGCCAGCAAACCCAGCAGAAGUGUCAGCUCCCUGCCAAGUGUCUUCCCAAGUGUCCACCGAAGUGCCUCGCUCAGGCCCCUCAGGCCCCACAGGCCCUGGCUCCCUGCCCAGUUCCCUGCCCCCCACCUGUCCCCUCCUGCUGUGUCCACAGUUGCUGUACCACUGGCUUCGGAAGCUGCUGCUCUCUGGGGUCUCAUCGGUUUCCGGAUGUCUGUCUAGGCCCACUUCAGCCUUCCAACUGCUGGGAGAGGGAGUCCUCUGGGUGUUCCAGUUGUUGCCAUGGAUUUGGGGGCUGCAGCUUUUGAUGAGCUUCGGUUCAUCCAUAGCCAAGGCUGAGCCUGGAGUUGACGACGUUCCUCACUCGCACCUUGUUCUCAUUCUCCUCCUGAACUAAGAUGCCUAGAUGUGUACUUAAAGAAUUCCUCUUUUUGCUAAAAACCUCAGACCUCUUGGCCUUGGCUCUUUCCUACAUCAAUACCUGAAUGCUACAAAAAACUCUGCUUCCCACAGCG
Prionailurus viverrinus (fishing cat) is the source of this 638-nucleotide messenger RNA. RefSeq names its product late cornified envelope 7A (gene LCE7A). Bases 120 to 431 code for a protein of 103 amino acids. NCBI's taxonomy places the organism in Eukaryota, Metazoa, Chordata, Mammalia, Carnivora, Felidae. The transcript has 2 exons. The record is from RefSeq and is a predicted model, not a curated record.